This is a messenger RNA of Cynocephalus volans (Philippine flying lemur), 1034 nucleotides long. It is a transcript of the gene MAIP1, whose product is annotated as matrix AAA peptidase interacting protein 1. The coding region runs from base 13 to 879 and encodes 288 amino acids. Gene Ontology annotation, cellular component: mitochondrial inner membrane. Gene Ontology annotation, biological process: protein insertion into mitochondrial inner membrane from matrix. The record is from RefSeq and is a predicted model, not a curated record. The transcript is spliced from 5 exons. Lineage: Eukaryota; Metazoa; Chordata; Mammalia; Dermoptera; Cynocephalidae. Gene Ontology annotation, molecular function: ribosome binding.
AAGGUCACGAAAAUGGCGCUGGCCGCUCAUCUGCAAUCCCGCUUGCUGCUCUGUUGGGCGCUGCCCCGCGGGGCCACCCGACUCCGGACUGUGAAUGUAGCCGAGGCGAGGCUACCAUUAGCCGGGCUUUGUUGCUUCUGCCGCCGCCGCCUUAGCUCGGGAGCGACCCCAUGUUCUCGGAGCACUUGGGCCUCGGCGGCCUCGGCGCUGCCUGCUUGGAGCCCCCGGCGGUCCCUGGUCAGGCCUCUUGGACUUCCCGCAGCCCUCACUUCUUUCCCUGCCUGCCCUCGGCGCAGCUACAGCACUGAGGAGCAGCGCCAGAAAACCAAGAUGAUCAUUCUGGGAUUCUCCAACCCCAUCACCUGGGUCCGGACUCGAAUUUACGCCUUCCUUAUCUGGGCCUAUUUCGACAGAGAGUUCAGCAUCGCAGAGUUCUCUCAGGGGGCCAAGCAGGCUUUUGUUCAUGUAUCCAGAUUGCUGUCACAGUGUAAAUUUGAUCUGUUGGAAGAACUUGUGGCCAAAGAGGUGUUACAGGUAUUGAAAGAAAAGGUUACUUCACUACCUGACAACCAUAAAAAUGCCCUCGCUGCUGACAUAGAUGAUAUUGUAUAUACAUCAACAGGAGACAUCUCCAUAUACUAUGAUGAGAAAGGAAGGAAGUUUGUUAACAUCCUGAUGUGCUUUUGGUAUCUAACCAGUGCCAACAUCCCCAGUGAAACUUUAAGGGGAGCCAACGUAUUCCAAGUUAAGUUGGGAGAUCAGAAUGUGGAAACAAAACAACUUCUUAGUGCAAGCUAUGAAUUUCACAGGGAAUUUACACAAGGAGUAAAGCCGGACUGGACCAUUGCACGAAUUGAACACUCAAAGUUAUUAGAAUAACCUUUCUUGGAAAAAUGAUCUUGUGGACAUUUAGCAAUUGCUGUGACAAACUAUGGAAGAAAAAUUUUUGGAUCAUUUAAUCUUCACUUAAUCAAGUCUAUAGAUUACUUUUGUAUUCUUAUGAAAUACUACUUUCAGCAUAUUGACAUGAUACA